Molecule: messenger RNA, 3687 nt
Organism: Solea senegalensis (Senegalese sole)
Lineage: Eukaryota; Metazoa; Chordata; Actinopteri; Pleuronectiformes; Soleidae
Product: transcription factor Sox-8-like
Exons: 3
Coding region: 188-1642 (484 amino acids)
Biological process (GO): negative regulation of transcription by RNA polymerase II; morphogenesis of an epithelium; neural crest cell development
Cellular component (GO): nucleus
Molecular function (GO): DNA-binding transcription factor activity, RNA polymerase II-specific; RNA polymerase II cis-regulatory region sequence-specific DNA binding
Source: RefSeq, a predicted model, not a curated record
UCCUGCAUGGUUAAAUUCAGGUCUUGUUGCACAAAUGGGAAUUUCAAGAAGAGAAACGUGAGAUUGUACCUGACUAUAGGGUAAGACAUUUCUCCUUCUGUGCGCUUUUACGCACGGUGACGUCUUUGGGAACUGGACCACAGUAAAAACCAAAAAGUGUUUACAGAUUUCUACCGGGGGGAAAAAUAUGACAGAGGAGACCAAACCGUUUACGGAGCAUCCGUGCAGUCCAGCGGGCAGCGACCGCUCCAUGACCCCGCAUGGUUCGGACUCAGAGUCUCCAGCUUCUGCAGCGGAGUCUGACGCACGGGACACUGCGUCCGGAAACACGCCGCAGCGUGGCGCGGAGACCGAGCGCUUCCCCACCUGCAUCCGCGACGCGGUGUCGCAGGUGUUGAAGGGCUACGACUGGUCGCUGGUGCCGAUGCCCAGUCACGGAGAGCGAGGACUGAAGAGUAAACCUCACGUCAAGCGGCCGAUGAACGCGUUCAUGGUUUGGGCGCAGGCGGCGCGCAGGAAGCUGGCGGAUCAGUAUCCUCACCUGCAUAACGCCGAGCUCAGCAAGACGCUGGGGAAACUGUGGCGAAUUCUCUCUGAAACAGAGAAGCGUCCCUUUGUCGAGGAGGCCGAGAGGCUGAGGCUGCAGCACAAGAAAGACUACCCCGACUACAAGUACCAGCCUCGAAGACGGAAGAGCUCAAAACCGGGUUUAGGGGAUUGUAAGGCUGGACUGGUCCAGCAACAGCAAGAUUUGUUUAAGACAGAACCAGGGACGACCAGGGUGGCUGGUACGGGGGACACACAUCAUCAUUACUAUCCAGACAGGACAGGUCAGUCUCAUGGACCUCCAACACCUCCCACUACUCCAAAAACUGACCUCCACUCAGGUGGUAAACAUGAUGGCCACCAGGUUGUGGAUGGCGGCGGUGGCGGCGGCGGCAGUGGCAGCUCUGUUCCACCUCCUGGCCGACAGAACAUCGACUUCAGCAAAGUGGACAUCUCAGAGCUCAGCACUGACGUCAUCAGCACCAUCGAUGGAUUCGAUGUGCACGAGUUUGACCAGUAUCUGCCUCCAAACAGCCACAGCUCCGCUGUUCUAACUCCGUCAGACUCCAGCCACGGACACAACACCACCACCACCACCACCACAGGAUCGUUCGUCCUACCGAGCGUCUACUCUCACUCCCACAGCAGUCCAAUCUGGACUCCCAAAUCUUCUAGUGGUCCAUCGCCUGGAAUGCCACCAACAUCUUCUAGUAGUGACACCAAUGAGGACAGUGGCCACAAACCUCAGAUUAAAAUGGAGCAGAUGAGCCCAGGUCACUACAACAGCUCGUCCUCUUCUACUCCACCACCUCCUCCAGAGUACACCUCCCUCAACUCAGGAACCUGCCCUCCCUCCUCCUCCUCCUCUACAUCUUCCUCUACAUCUUCCGCCAGCCAGUACAAUGACCUUCAGUGCCCCAGUUUCUACAGCGCCUUCUCCGGCUACCCCACCGGUCUGUAUCAAUACCCGUACUUCCACUCCUCCAGGAGUCCCUACGCCACGCAGCUUAUCAACAGUUUGGCCUUGGCACCGUCUCCGCACAGUCCUCCCUCUGGCUGGGAGCAACCAAUCUACACAACGCUCUCCAGGCCUUGAAUGAAAGGAUACAAAAACUGUCAUAAAAAACAGAUUCACUUCAAGUAUUUCCGGAGGUUUUGAAGGGUCCGGAUUUCGUAAGGACGGCACUUACAACUGUUAGGUGAAUGGAUCAAAUUUGUUAGCAGAUAAAGAUGUGUUGUUUUGACUCUUUACUGAGGGAAACACUCAGUGAAAGGCUGAUUAAAGCCUUAUGAUACACUCAAAUGUUCCAUUAAAAACUGCACACUAAUGAAAUUGUCUUAACUAGGCAGGCUGUUGGAGAUUUAAUAUCACGUUUUUCCACACACUCAUAUUAGUAGAUUUACCAAAAUAAUAAUACAUUUUUUACAAAUAUGUACAAAUAAUCAGCUGAUUAGAAAUGGGUUUUUUUAAGUUUAUUUAAGCAACAGUUUUUUGGGUUUUUUUAAACAAAGUAUGUAGCGUUCUUGCUGAGAGUUUUAUGAGAAGUUUGAUACCACAGUCCCUAUAGUUGUGGGCUAAAUAUAGCAUAGUUUAGUUAGCCUAGCUUAGCAUAAAGAGUGCUAAUUUUUGAGUUUUGCGAUAACCCCUUUUAAAAGCCACAACCUAUUGCUUUUUUUAUGCUUUUGUAAACUAAUGAGAGACAGCAUUGGCAGUGCAAGGUGGUACAACGCUUACUUUCUAGACCAGAAAAGCAGGUUCUAUGCUUUAUGGUAGUUGAUGAACAUCAGUGUGCUAUAUUAAUGUAGUUCUUGGCAGGUUGUCCUCCCAUAAUAUUCAAAUUUUAAAGCUACAAACUAUGAAUUUGGCCUAUUUUGUGGGUGUAAAAUGGAAAUUAACCACAACCCUUUAAUAAGCACUUGUCUCCCAUUUAAGUGAUUUAUGUGUGUCCAGGGAGAAAUAAAAAAAAUGUUUUUUUUAAUUUAACGUAAUAAUAUUUGUUGUUUGAUUAUCCUGCUGAUUUCAUUAUACGUGUUUUCUUUAGUUUUCCUUGAGGUGACACUAUGUGCGAUAUGAGUGUUACAGGGACACAGUCACAGCAACAGGCAGACACAAUAAAUCAAAUCCAAUAUCUCUGAGGCAUUUUCUCCCCUGGCUGGACUUCGUGUCUGAUUUUACUGCCGACCUGCUCCUAAGUGCUGCCUCAUUCCCAGUUAGUUUUGCGUCCAGUCCAACAGCUGCUCCCGCUGCGUUUCCUGGGAGUACAUAAGAUAAUUUCACAGUCCCGACUCUGUGUGGAUUGUUGCCGUCGAAGGCCUGAUGGACGGGACAGCUGGACGAGGUGUUUAAGUUUGUUCGACUAAACUAAUAUUCUCGACAAAUAGUUACACUGGUAAAAAUUCUGUGCUGAAGCAGCAAGUUUUUUUUUUUUACCCCAUAAUGAUUGUGCCAGAAUUUCACUGGCAAUAUUAUCUUUAGGACAAACAUGGUGGUGGCUGAGAUGGAGUUCCAGCCACUUUUAAAGACUUCCUGUGCAGGUUCGGGGCCUGGCUGCUGCAGCUCAGUGGCUUCACUGUCUCGCAAGUUUACCGUGGCAACCCGGUCACCAACGUCAACACAACAUCCAGACAGAGGGAACAUUGAUCGACACAUAAAAAUAAGAACCCUGGAGCCAUGCGUGGAAGUUUGUGUAAGAGUGGCGAGAUCAUCAGGUGACAGACCUUCAGUCAACACUCAGUGUGACUGCGUGGCUCUCUGCAGUGGUUUGCUCUCCGUGCACCAUGACUGAUGAGCGCCACCAUCUGUAGCAUGGAAUAAAUGAACGGCCUGGGCCCUUCUGGAAAAUACCGGAGAGGUGUCUCCUUAGCAAUGAGACGGACUUCCUUCACAUGUUCAUUUAUGAAAAGUGUUCUCCAAGAUCUUAUUUUCACACACCAUUUUUUCACACCAUUUAAAUGUGUAUAUAGAGCACAUUCAAGUUGUAGUUCACAAACAUAAUUAUAGUUUGUUUAUCUGGAAACAUGCAUUAAAAAAACAUUUGUCUCUAGAGGGAAGUUCAAAGAAGUGAAUGUUACUCGAGUUAAAACGAUGUCUCGCAAAGGGAUUCAUUGAAAAAAGCCAAACUGUUGGUGGUCGAGUUGCAU